AUGUUUGGAAGACCGAGGUGCAGGGAAUGGACUCCUUUAACCACACAGCAACUUCGAUUACGAAGUUUAAUCCAGAUUGUUGGCUACAACAUACGCCCACCAGAGUGGUGUAAUCAUCAAUGUAGCUAUUACUUAACUCUACAUCACACAACAAUGUCAGCGCCGUUCUAUACAAGUGAGAGAAUAUCAUCACCCCAUCCUAAAUGGAAAGAAAUUGAUUCAGAAAUCACUCAACGCAUAACGUCAACAAAUGUUGUUAUACGAAUCUGGUGUCAUAUGCUCUCAACUUGCAAAGACGGUGAAGAAACAAUUGAUCAAAUCCAAGAUACAAUAAUUCAAACAUGGGGCGUCUAUUUUAGUGGUCUUAGAUACAUUGGCGCGAAUUUAGCACUAAAUUUUAAUUCAGAUUGCUUUAAAAGCAACACACUUGUUUUCCAAAUGCUUGGAGGCUACUUCUGUUCCUAUAAAAGUUUAAAAUUAGAUAUAAUCCCACCAGAAAAUGAAACUGAACAGGGUUCUUUUUCAUCAGAUUCAUCAGACCGUUCUAAAAUUGAGUCUAAAUUGAUAAAAGACAUACAGUCCAUAUCUCCCGGAAAAUUAAAAAAGUUAGAUAAAGAAUACUCUAAAAGUCACAGUCCAGUUGAUAGAGGCUUUAAGCAGAGUUUCCCAACUCUCCGGCCCUCAUCUAGUUUAAAUAUAGGUAGGAAAAGGGAUAACAGCGCCGAGAGGAUGCAUAAUCACAAUCAAAUAUACGAACAUUCGCCGGAUUUAGUUAAAGAAUUUAGGACCAGUGAUAUCAACUGUGAUAUAAACGGCGAAGACGUAUCGAGAAUAGAUUUGAGUGAAACUGCCGAAAGUUACGAUUUGAGGAACGAAAUGGACGGUGUUCCAAAAUACCGAUACAUGGCACUGAAUUUUCUAAAAUCGGAAAUUAGACCGAGCUACAACGCGACUAAAUUGCAAAACCUCCAUUUACUACAGUAUGCUAUAAAGAAAAAGCAAGAAGCUGUUCAAGAGAUUAAGGAAAAUAUAUAUAAAAAGUCAGCGUUGUGUGACUCAAUAUCGCCGGAAUUUGAAGGAAAGUUAAAAAAUAAAAGUAAAUCACAGAGAAAUUUGUUUUCCCCACUUGAAGAUGAUUUAAAUAAGAUAAAAUCUUCUUCGCACUGUGAUUUGACCAAAAACGGAAGGAUAAAGGAAGAUAAAACGCCUGUAUCUAAUGGACCAAGACUGACUUUAAAAUUAAAUGAUUUGCUUUCAUAUAAGUCUAAGCCGUCUCCCUUCCAAAGGGCAGAGCACAUUAGACUAACGAAGCAAUUAGAAAUACUUCAUUUUAAGCGACUUAUCCUCUCAGAUGAAAGAGAUAGCAAAUAUGCAAAUAUAAGAAGACUGAAAGAGAGGCAGGCUAGGUUGUUUGAAGAGAAUCAGGAUGUUGGCUCUGAGCUGAUGACGAACUACUACGCGUUAUCCCGUCGCAACGAGUCGUUAAAGGAGUUGCGCGAAUCGUGUAGUGCGAUGCGUGAACUCGCAGCGCGAAAUCACGCGGCGCUUAGUAACUGUAGAAGCGAGUUAUUGCUGCACCUGCAGAAGAUAUUUUAUAUAGAACAGAAAGAUGCAACCACAUGGACAAUAAUUGAUGUGCCUCUACCCAUUUGCGGUGAUGAUACGCGAGCAUCGAACCCGGUACCGGACAGUGUGGCUACGGGCUUUGUGGCUCAGGCCACAGUACUGGCUGCCGCGAUUUUGAACCAACCACUGCGAUAUAGAAUCACUUUGUUGGGCUCUGCUAGCAAAAUACUCGAUAUUACACCAGACCUGCCUGAUCCAAACCUACCGCUCUUCGCGAGAGGCGGCGACAUGACCCUAUUCCGUUAUGCCAUGUUCCUGUUAAACAAAUGCAUAGCACAAUUACUAUGGGGUAGGGGUUUAGCCGUCCACGAUAUGAGACCGACUUUGGCUAAUUUACAACGCCUGCUAAUUACGCCCUGUAAUCUGUCGGAUACGUCAAAAUUAUUCGGUACGUAUCAAUGGUUGGCCGACGGCGAUUGUCCUAGAACGCAGUCCUUAAGAAGUCUAGUCGCCUCUGAUAGAGGGAAAUAUAGCAGGCAGUUUAAUAGAUUUAAGGAAUGCGUAGACGGACACACAUCGCAAAAGAAAUCGCUGCAAAGACAUAAACACUCUAGAAGCGAUGGCAGUUGCUAUCAAGAGGAUGCCAAUCUCACAACGCUAAAUACGUCAUCUACAUCGAUUAUGGGGAGUGAAUCAAAUUUAUACAAUAUAAAAUUAGCAGAAUCCAGCAAUUUCAAGACCCAAUCGAACCCCGAAAUAUCAUCAAUGAACAGCGAAGAAGUGCUUUUCACGAUCGGGGAUGAUGAGAAGCUCCUCAAGAUAUCAUCAAACAACGAUGACGUGUCCGAAAUCUGCUCAGCCAUCAAAGACUAUUGCGCGAAGACAGACCUACAAAACUUCGAUGUGGUAAAGCAUAUGAAGUGUGACACAGAUGUGUGUCCGGAAAUUGAGGAUUUAUGUGUGAGUUGCGAUAGAGAUAGUGAUGUGUGUAAUCUGGAAUGUUCGAACAAUGUGUCUGACGUCAUUGUUAUACCCAGUGCCGAGGCGAUUAUUGGGGAUUGA
Messenger RNA from Pieris macdunnoughi, 2628 nucleotides. Lineage: Eukaryota; Metazoa; Arthropoda; Insecta; Lepidoptera; Pieridae. The record is from the annotation of a GenBank genome assembly.